AUGAUUACAAGACCAUCAAAUAAUCAAACGUAUUGGGUUAGAUUUGGACCUCGUGAUAAUCAACUUGUUUCAUUAGAUAAAAUUAAACCAUUUAGUGAUAUUAAUUCAGUACAAUUAUCAACUGUAAAUACUUCUAAAAUAAAAAUUAGAAAACUUCCUAAAGAAACAAUUACUGAAUUACCUAAAUGGACAAAACCAAAACCUAAUGAUACUGAAAAAGAUUUAUUACUUAAAAGAAAAAAAAGGCAUCAAUUAAAAUCUCUUAUGAAACAACAAAAAGAAGAAGAAGAUUUAGAAACAAAAAAAAAUAGUUGGAAAGCAUUUGCAAGUAAAAUGAAAAAAUAG
This is a messenger RNA of Entamoeba dispar SAW760, 345 nucleotides long. RefSeq lists its product as uncharacterized. NCBI's taxonomy places the organism in Eukaryota, Evosea, Mastigamoebida, Endamoebidae. The record is from RefSeq and is a predicted model, not a curated record. The transcript is spliced from 2 exons. The coding region runs from base 1 to 345 and encodes 114 amino acids.